AUGCCCCAACAAAUUCAUUGGACUUCGUUUGGUAUCCCAUAUGUGGUCGAGUUCAACAACGUAUCGUUCGCGCCUCGUAAAACCGCAUCUCCUUCAGAAGAUACACUCACGACCUUUCCUCCACCAGAGAAUUCUGCUUCUGUCUCGGAGCAAUCUCUGACCUACUCAUGCCCAUCUGCCACGAGCUCGACAUCUUCUUUUUGUCAUAUCUCGCAAUGUAUGCUGGAAUCCCCACUACAGACUCGCUCAUCUAUCUCGCGCCUUACAUCCUUAUCUCGUUCCGCGCCUGGCAUGCGGUCAGCGUCUUCAUUCUUCAAGCGCAAACACCAGAAAUCUCAUCCAAGCACACGCAAACCUUGCUCUACAAGCCAAAAUGCAUCCAACAACCCAAUCGACACGUGGUGUUGUAUACCCGCCCACGUUCCGAAACCCCUUCCCCCCGUGCCUCAGCAAGAGCCUGAAGGCAUCCAUGUGGACGGGCUCCACAUACAAUUUGCCACGCCCUCAUACGAUCCGCGUGCAUCAUGCCGAAGCCGAAUUGUGCGUCUGCAAAAGACGAUUACUAGCGCAGUUGUCGAGGCAGGCAUGGAUACUCCCUCCUCACUCGAGGAGCAGACGGAUGUCUCAACAAACGUUCCUGGCCAUCAUACUCGCGACGCACUGUUCCGCGGGACAUAUGGCCAGGUCAUGGUCGCUCUCAAAGCAGCAGGCCUUGUUGCGACGCCAUGUAUGGAGGGCGAUAUUGCAGGUGGUGCGCAAUCACGCCAUAUGAACAUCUCUCUUUUGUCUCAUUUAUCAUUAGCUACGCGUUUGGGCGCGCUUUUUGUUGCACAUAGAUCCUCAGAGGAGCGGAAUGUACAGCUAAGAAAGUUGACACUAUGGGGCUAA
This is a messenger RNA of Suillus discolor, 888 nucleotides long. RefSeq lists its product as uncharacterized. The transcript has a single exon. NCBI's taxonomy places the organism in Eukaryota, Fungi, Basidiomycota, Agaricomycetes, Boletales, Suillaceae. The coding region runs from base 1 to 888 and encodes 295 amino acids. The record is from RefSeq and is a predicted model, not a curated record.